AAAUAAAGAUUAUUCAUUUUAUAGAGGGGAGGAUAUUCUUUAUGAUAGAAGAUGUCUGGUUUAAGGCAAAUUCGUACGAUUUCUGAAAAAGUCACUAUAAAACAUCAAAACCAUUUGGUUGCUAGCGAUACAGCAUUGGCCGCCUGCAGCAGCACCAGUGUAAAUGUUACAGGUGGCGCUGGUGCACGGACAGCAGCAGCGGUAUCUAGUGAGGGCAAUAUAGCGGCCUUGGAAACUACAUCCACAACAGUUAGGACCGGAACCAGUGUUACAGUCCCCGAUGAUCCACGUGCACACUUAAUGUUCUACCUGAGUUGUCUUUCGACAGUACUCGGGGAAUUUGAAGAUACUGUAUCAGAAGUUCUGGACCCUAAAUAUCACUCUGCCAUACACUUGUUCACCGACUACAUGAAUUACAAGAGCCUUAGCACAGAGCUCAGUGACCAACUGCUACUUCUGUGUGAUAUUCUCAAGCCGGGGUUGUUCAUCAACAAAUGUUUCUUCAAGGAUCCGAAGAUGUGCGAAGACUCUGUAAACGAUUUCUACAAAAUUGAAGAAGUUGAAAAGUUUGUGGCUGUAAAUAACCAUAUCGUGGUGAGAGGAGAGAACAGAGCAGUUCAGAAAAUCAUGUUUUUUCAACCAGAAUUUCUAGUGAGAUACUACGUGACACCAAUAAAGAAACUUCAUUACAGGCUGUUCCAAAUUCAGAGAGGGCAACACUUGCUCAAACCUGGCCUGUCCGAGAUGUACAACAUUCACUUGAUUCUGUCAAUGGUGUUUCCUCUGUGGGUGAUUGUAUGGAUCAUAAUGUGUUAUCAGGAUGAAGAUCCGGAAUCGGUGCUAGACGAAGAAGCGAGAAUAGAGAAGUUUUAAAUUGGUACUGGAUAUAUAAUCUCAAAAUGACACAUAUACUCUCAUUCUACAUAAUUUCUUUUUGUUGUUGCUUGUUGAUUGAAUUAGCCCAGAUACAAGAAGUAUCACUAUCAUUAAAUGGAUUUCAUGCAUUUUAUAUAUAUGCUUAAUAUAAACCUUUGUAUGAAUACUUAAUGAAAGCAGUUAGUAUCAUAAUGAUGAUUUGUGUUUGGAGUGCCAGCGCUGUGUGGAACUUGAUAUUUAGAUCAUCACUCAUACAGAAUAAAUUGUCAAUGUC
Molecule: messenger RNA, 1150 nt
Organism: Ostrea edulis (European flat oyster)
Lineage: Eukaryota; Metazoa; Mollusca; Bivalvia; Ostreida; Ostreidae
Exons: 4
Coding region: 52-873 (273 amino acids)
Source: RefSeq, a predicted model, not a curated record